AUGUCUCUUACAAUUUCCCCGAAAGACAGUGAGCUUUUGCUCAAGGACAAAAAUGUUCUUCAAGAAUCUGUGCUAGACAAAUACAGAACCGCUGGUCAAGUUACACAAACCGCAUUAAAAUAUGUUACAAGUGUGAUUAACCAAAGCUACCAUUUCGGUAAAGAACCAAAAUUAACUAUUCCAGAACUAUGUAUUCUUGGUGAUUCCUUCAUGACCGCCAGAUUGGAACAGUUUUACAAGAAUAAAGUUAACGAAAGAGGUAUUGCUUUCCCUACGACAAUCGAUGUAGACUCAGUGGCUCAAGGUUGGUGUCCUGAAAUGGACGAUGUGGAGAAUAUCCAAAGUAAAAACAAAAACAGUCCAUUGCAAUCUACAGUUACAGGUGUAUUACAACCUGGUGACUUGGUGAAAAUUACUUUGGGUGUCCACAUCGAUGGUUAUACAAGUCAAGUGUCUCAUACGGUCGUGAUCUAUCCUCCAGGUCAACAACCUCAAGGUCCCCUCUUGGGCGGUAAAGCUGAUGCAGUAGCCGCUGCUCACAUUGCCAUGGAAAGUGUAGUAUCACUGUUGGCAUGUGCCCUAACCCCAGAAAAGAUUCCUAAUGCUUUGGAUGAUGGUAGCCAUACCGUUCAAGGUAAGACGAUUAGAUUGAUCGUGGACACUAUUGCACGUAACUACGACUGCUGUGUGGUGCCAGGGUCUCGUGUACGUCGUGUCAGAAGGUUCCUUGCUGGACAAAAUGAAGGUAUUGUUGCCGAACGUGAAUUUAAAGGUGUUGUUUGGACCGAAUCCCACCAAGAAGCUCAAUUGUUGGCAAAUGCAGGGUUAACUGAUAACCAAGAAGUUGCAUUAAAGACAAAAAGUGAUGCAACCAGUGAGAAUGCAGUCCCCAGUGAUGACUUUACCGUUAAGGCUGGUGAAGUUUAUUUGGUUGAUAUUAGAAUGUGCCCUCAGAAUGAAUUGAAUAAGAAAGGUUUAAUUACUUUACAAGAUGUGGAUUCAUACACCGGUAAAUCCCACAGGAAUGACUUAGUCGCACGUUCAGGUGCCCACGUUAGGGAUUAUGCACAGACUUACCAUCUAAGAUUAAAGACAGCAAGACAACUUUUGACCAAAAUUGAUAAACAAGGUGUUUAUCCAUUCAAAUUAUCACAUCUUUCUGAAAUUUUCCCACUCGAUGUAAAUGGAUCACCUGAACAAUGGACCUCGUUGAAGCAAGAUAUGAAGAGCUACAGACUGGGUAUGAGUGAAAUUACAAACAAUUAUCUAUGUGUUGAUAUGCCAAUUCGUCUGACCAAAUGGGUUCCAUGGGAUCAUAUUUUAAAGGCAACUAAUCAAAAUGGUACAUUGAGUUUUGACGCAACCGCACCAUUAUCACUACCAGGCCACGAAGUACCAUUGCCUAAAUUGGGGGUUUCAUCAUUAAAAUUGAAAAGUAUUGUUAAUUCAUGCCCUGAAUCUAAACUAUUACCAAUCAGUCGUGAAAGUAGUACAGUUCUACUAUGUGGCAGUGAUAUCUCAAGUAACGGCAGUAAACCAGAAUUACUAAGAAUUACGGGUGGAUCGAAAACUUGUGCAGCAAGUUGGAUCCACAGUCAGUUCGAACUAAAUCCUCAGGAUCCAAUCGUACAAUCGAUCUUCCAAUUGGCUCAAUUGACCAAAGAUCGUCGUUUUGGUAUUUCAAUUAGGGAAACUCAACCAAUGCGUGAACACUAA
This is a messenger RNA of Zygosaccharomyces rouxii, 1716 nucleotides long. RefSeq names its product putative hydrolase (gene ARX1). The record is from RefSeq and is a predicted model, not a curated record. The transcript has a single exon. Lineage: Eukaryota; Fungi; Ascomycota; Saccharomycetes; Saccharomycetales; Saccharomycetaceae. The coding region runs from base 1 to 1716 and encodes 571 amino acids.